AUGAACGACAAGGUCUUUCUUCUCACUGGAUCCUCUGGAGGUAUCGGUAUUGAAACCGGUCGUGCACUCGCGGCAACUGAGGGCAAAGUGUAUCUUGGCGUUCGCGACUUGGUGAAGGGAGAGCAAGCUCUGAAAGAGAUCCUCGAGCCCGGUCACGUGGAGCUGCUGGAGCUAGAUGUUGUCAACAAUGCGGGAAUCAUGGCAUGCCCGGAGGUGAAGACAGCCAAUGGUUUCGAAUCGCAAUUUGCAAUCAAUUAUCUCGGCCACUUCUUGCUCUACAACUUACUCGAGCAGACACUCUUGUCGAGUUACACAACCGAGUUUCAAUCCCGCGUCGUCAACGUCUCUUCUGCUGGCCAUCGCAUGAGCUCCGUUGUCCUCGAUAACAUCAACCUUGAUGGUGAGUACGAGGCAUGGAAGGCAUAUGGAAAUGCCAAGACAGCUUGUAUCUGGAUGACGAACGAGAUCGAGCGCCGACACGGUUCAAAGGGUCUACACGGUCUCUCGUUGAUGCCGGGUGGCAUUUUCACAGGUCUACAGCGUCACGUCGACCCGGAGACGUUGAAGCAGUGGGGUUCGAGUGAGCCUGUGUUGGGUGGUCAGAAGUAUGGUAAGAGUCCGGCUCAGGGCGCUGCCACCACCAUGACUGCUGCAUUUGGCAAGGAAUGGAAAGGGAAGGGUGGUGUCUACCUGGAAGAUUGCCAGGAAGCUAGGCCGCGGAACAGAGCAGCUAAGCUAUGGCACAACGCAGGCCAAACCAUGGAGCAAUUCUUACUUGACCGACGGUCAUGA
This is a messenger RNA of Penicillium brevicompactum, 792 nucleotides long. Its product is annotated as NAD(P)-binding protein. Lineage: Eukaryota; Fungi; Ascomycota; Eurotiomycetes; Eurotiales; Aspergillaceae. The transcript is spliced from 5 exons. The record is from RefSeq and is a predicted model, not a curated record. Bases 1 to 792 code for a protein of 263 amino acids.